This is a messenger RNA of Rangifer tarandus platyrhynchus (Svalbard reindeer), 432 nucleotides long. NCBI's taxonomy places the organism in Eukaryota, Metazoa, Chordata, Mammalia, Artiodactyla, Cervidae. The record is from the annotation of a GenBank genome assembly.
AUGGAGAAAAGUAGGAUGAACCUGCCCAAGGGGCCGGACAUGCUGUGCUUUUACAAGGAUGAGUUCACGAAGGUUCGCCUGGGGGGCUGCCCUCCCCGAGCCGAGGUGGGUGGCCUGUCUUCCUUUCCCUCCGGGGCCUCCUCCAGCCCCCGGCGGGACCUCGCUGCCUUCGCAGUUAUUCCAUCAGUUGAGAAAAUUGAAAAAAUCUUAAGUUCUCAACAUUCUAAAGAAUCAUCUGCACUAGAAGUAAGCAGUGAAAAGGGCAAUACUAUUCCCAGCUAUGAUUUUUUGGUGAAUUCUCUCUGGCCAGAAAUAGUACGAGGAUUAGAAGAAAAGUUACCCUCGCUUUUUAAUCCUGGGGAUCCUGAUGCAUUUCACCAGGUACCUUUCCCUCUGGUUGUCUUGAUUCUGGAAGGUGUUAACCUGAGAUAA